AUGGCUGACCUCACCGUCGACGUCGCUGUGGUGGGCGGUGGCCCAGCCGGCUACGUGAUGGCGGCGCUGCUGGGACGCUCGGAGCACUCGGUGGCGCUCGUCGACCCCAAGCCGGAGGGCGCCUGGCCCAACAACUACGGCUCGUGGCGCGAGGAGUGGGAGGCGCUCGCCGCAUCGCUGCAGAUGCCGGAGCUCCUCGACUGCGUCAGCACAAACUGGGCAGUGACGGAUUGCUUCUUUGGCGGCUCGUUCGACACGCCGGACGACGAGCGGCUGCGGUUGGAUCGCGCCUACCUCAAGGUCGACCGCCUCCGACUCAAGGCCCUGCUGCGGGAGAAGCACGCGGCGACCGGCGUGCAGCUGCUGGAGGGCUACGCGCCCGCGGCCGCCAUCGCGCCGAACCUCUUUGACGGCGGCCUGGUGCAUGACGCGAGCGGCUCGACGCUGACGGUGAAGGCGUCGGGCGGCGGCGGCGGCGGCGACGUCCGCGUGCGCGCGAAGCUCGUCGUCGACGCGACCGGCUUUGAGUCCAAGCUGACGGUGCGCGAGAGCCCCGCCGCGGGGGGGCUGUGGAAGGAGCUCGCGCCCGGGUACCAGAUCGCGUACGGCAUGUGCGUGGAUGUGGCGGGCGACAAGCUCGCGCCGUACGACGCGUCGGCGAUGACCCUCUUCGACUACCGCACCGACCACCUCGUGGGCUCCGACCUGCUCGCAGACGCAGAGGAGCGGCCGUCCUUCGUCUACGUGAUGCCGAGCGGCGAGGGGGGCUGCGACGGCUGCGGCGCGUCCGCCUUUUUCGAGGAGACGUCGCUGGUGGGGCGCGGCGAGCGGCGGCUCGAGUUCGAGACGCUCAAGCAGCGGCUGAUCAAGCGGCUCGCCUUCCACGGCAUUACGUACAGCGAGGCGAGUGUGCGCGAGGAGGAGUACUGCUACAUCCCGAUGGGCGGCCAGCUGCCGGACAGGACGCAGCGCGUCGUGCCGAUCGGGGGCGCCGCAAACACCGUCCACCCGGCGACCGGCUACCAGCUCUGCCGCAUGCUCGCCUCGUCAACGGGCGUCGCCGCCGCCCUCUCUGCCGAGCUCAGCAAGGGCGACGGCUUCGACCCGGACGCGGCGGCGGCCGCCGCGCACGCCUCGCUGUGGCCGGCGAGCAACCGGCUGCAGCGCGACUUUGCGGUCUUCGGCGGCGAGUUCCUCGGCUCGCAGCCGGUCGAGAUCCUGCGCGGUUUCUUCGGCGCCUUUUUCGCGCUCGAGCAGCAAGUGUGGGGCGGCUUCCUC
Emiliania huxleyi CCMP1516 is the source of this 1278-nucleotide messenger RNA. RefSeq lists its product as hypothetical. Gene Ontology annotation, molecular function: oxidoreductase activity, acting on paired donors, with incorporation or reduction of molecular oxygen. The transcript has a single exon. The record is from RefSeq and is a predicted model, not a curated record. The annotation marks the transcript as partial. NCBI's taxonomy places the organism in Eukaryota, Haptophyta, Isochrysidales, Noelaerhabdaceae. Gene Ontology annotation, biological process: carotenoid biosynthetic process.